This is a messenger RNA of Frieseomelitta varia, 221 nucleotides long. RefSeq lists its product as uncharacterized. Gene Ontology annotation, cellular component: membrane. The transcript is spliced from 2 exons. The annotation marks the transcript as partial. Gene Ontology annotation, biological process: sensory perception of smell. The record is from RefSeq and is a predicted model, not a curated record. Lineage: Eukaryota; Metazoa; Arthropoda; Insecta; Hymenoptera; Apidae. Gene Ontology annotation, molecular function: olfactory receptor activity; odorant binding.
AGUAAAUUAUUGGGAGACACAGCAUAUGACCUUCUUUGGUACAAGAUGCGUCCAAAAGAAACUCGAUUUUUAAUACCCGUGAUAUUAAGAAGUCAAAAUGGAUUUAUUUUGACAUUUGGAAAAUUUGCUAGUCUUUCUAUGGAAAGCUUUAUGGCUAUUAUGAAAGCUUCAGGAUCGUACAUAUCAGUCUUACUUGCUAUGACGUGAAGAAGAAAUAGUAC